Messenger RNA from Humulus lupulus (European hop), 2016 nucleotides. Its product is annotated as dynamin-related protein 4C-like. NCBI's taxonomy places the organism in Eukaryota, Viridiplantae, Streptophyta, Magnoliopsida, Rosales, Cannabaceae. The coding region runs from base 1 to 2016 and encodes 671 amino acids. The record is from RefSeq and is a predicted model, not a curated record. Gene Ontology annotation, molecular function: GTPase activity; GTP binding; microtubule binding. The transcript has a single exon. Gene Ontology annotation, cellular component: microtubule; cytoplasm; membrane.
AUGAAGAAGAAGUCGUCAACAUCAUCUCAGGCACAAGAAGAAGACUCAUCAUCGCUAGCACUGGUUCAAGUUGAUCCCAAUGAGCCAAUCAACGCUCCCAUUGUCUCCUCCUACAACGACCGGAUUCGACCGCUCCUCGACGCAGUCGACAGGCUCAGAAACCUCAUGGUUAUGGACGAAGGAAUAGAGCUCCUCACCAUUGUUGUGGUGGGGGACCAGUCCUCAGGCAAGUCCAGCGUGCUCGAGUCUUUAGCAGGCAUAAGCCUCCCUCGAGGCCAAGGAAUAUGCACCAGGGUCCCUCUCAUUAUGAGGCUCCAACACCAUCCCAAUCCGGAGCCAAAGCUGUUGUUGGAGUUCAAUGGGAAAGUGGUCGAAACAGAUGAGAAUAACAUCUCUCAAGCCAUUAACACAGCCACCGAUGAGAUUGCAGGUAAUGGCAAAGGUAUCUCUAAUGCUCCCUUGACUUUGGUUGUGAAAAAGAAAGGUGUUCCUGAUUUAACCAUGGUUGAUCUUCCUGGCAUAACUAGAGUGCCUGUUCAUGGUCAGCCUGAGAAUAUUUAUGAUCAGAUUAGAGAUAUUAUCAUGGAGUAUAUACAGCCUGAAGCUAGUAUAAUACUCAAUGUGUUGUCUGCAACUGUUGAUUUCCCUACUUGUGAGUCUAUUCGGAUGUCUCAGAGUGUGGACAAGACUGGGGAAAGGACUCUUGCUGUGGUUACUAAGGCUGAUAAGGCUCCCGAAGGGCUGCUUGAGAAGGUUACGGCAGAUGAUGUCAACAUUGGGCUUGGCUAUGUAUGCGUGAGGAACAGGAUAGGAGAUGAGUCUUAUGAGGAGGCGAGGAAAGAGGAAGCUAGGCUCUUUGCAGGGCAUCCUCUACUUUCGAAGAUCGAUAAAUCAAUUGUUGGCAUACCGGUUUUGGCUCAGAAAUUGGUUCAGAUUCAAGCUUCCAGCAUUGCCAGAAACUUGCCUGAGAUUGUUAAGAAGAUUAAUGAUAAGGUAAACUUUAAUCUGACUGAACUUAAUAAGUUGCCGAAGCAUAUGUCUUCUGUUGCUGAAGCAAUGACUGCUUUUAUGAGAAUCAUUGGAUUUGUGAAAGAGUCACUUCGGAAGAUUCUUCUUAGAGGUGAGUUUGAUGAGUAUCCGAACAACAAGAGAAUGCACUGUACUGCUAGACUGGUUGAGAUGUUAAACCAGUACAAUGAUGAGCUUCAUAAGUGUGCUGAGAGUGAUCACAUUAGAGAUUUUCUUAUGGAUGAGAUAAGGAACUUGGAGGAAGCUAAAGAGAUUUCAUUGCCGAAUUUCUUGCCUCGUGGUUCGUUUCUUACUAUUCUACAAGGUAAGGUGAAUGGAAUUUCUUGUAUUCCUAUUGGUUUUGUUGACAAGUUAUGGGACUAUGUAGGAGAAGUUUUGAAUACAGUUUUGAUGCAUCACGUUGAGGAUUACUACCAGCUUCAGCUGUCUGCUAGGCGGGCCGGCCAUAAUUUGAUUGCGAAAAUGAAGGAAAGGUCUUUGAAUUGGAUGAUGGAGGUGGUGGACAUGGAGAAACUAACUGACUAUACUUGUAAUCCUGAAUUUCUUUCAGAAUGGAACAAGCUUAUGGCACAGAAGGAUUCAUUCAUUCAUGGCAUCUUACAUGAUGAGAACAGGCCUUUUAAGGUGAAUUUAGAUGGUUUUGGUGAGAUUGAAGUGGAGCACCUAAGGAAAUAUCCACAUCUUCUUCAUCAAGCAUUUGAUUUGAAAAUGAGGAUGAUUGCUUAUUGGAAGAUUGUGCUGAUGAGGUUGGUGGAUUCAAUGGCUCUUCAUUUACAGCACACAGUUUUCAACCUUGUGAACAAAGAUUUGGAGAUGGAGAUUGUGACGGAGCUGAUGACUCCUCAUGGUGGCGGGAUUGAGAGGUUGAUGGAGGAAUCGCCUUCUGUUGCUACCAAGCGCUCAAAGCUUACUGGCAGCUUGAAGAAGCUGCAGGAAUGCAAGGGUGUGCUUGCUAAUAUCAUGGACAGUGUUGCUUAUGGAGAAUAA